Messenger RNA from Caenorhabditis elegans, 554 nucleotides. It is a transcript of the gene E02H4.7, whose product is annotated as CUB_2 domain-containing protein. Lineage: Eukaryota; Metazoa; Nematoda; Chromadorea; Rhabditida; Rhabditidae. The record is from RefSeq and is marked reviewed.
AAACAAGUAUGCUCAAGUGGAUGUUGACAGUAUUAUUAUUAUUCACUUUCGCAUUUUCAGGAGUUUCUACAACAGGUUGUGUUUGUUAUGAAGCUGGAAAUUAUACCGGCCGAUCAGCUCCAAUUAGCAACUCAUACGAUCCUGACGGAUUUUCACCAUGUUACACGGAUUGCUCAUAUGUUGCUUAUGCUGGCGAUGAUUCACACUAUUGGACGCGUUUGACUUUUCACUGGGGUACCACUACCAAUUCAGGCGGAUUAAUUCAAAUUUUCGAUGGACCAUUAGCCACUGGUACUCCACUCAUUCAAAUAUCCGAAGGAGAAAAUGUUCUGAGCGGUUCUUCAAAAAGUAACAUCAAAAGCACAUUGCCAAGGAUCACUGUGAAAUACACACAGACUGGAAAUGGAAUAAAUAUUUAUUAUGGUGUUAUAAAAGCUCUUCCAAAUGCUCAAAUCAACUGAUCAAUCAUUUCAUCGAACGCAGCUACUAAAAGUCAAAACCUUUCUUUUUCUUUUAUUCUAUCAUUUUAAUUUUAAUAAAAUUUGUUUGUUAAA